AUGUGGCCGCGCCCACGCGGUGGGGGGUCCGCGCCCCGCUGGUGGCCGCAGACGCCUGGAGCUGGCGCCGCCUAUUGGCUUCGGUUGGCUCUGGCCACGCCCCCUCCGCGCUCGGAUUGGCUGGGCGCCGCGGUCCCUGCCUCCCGCGGCCGUUUCGCCAUGGCGGCUCCGCUCCGGCUGCGCUCCGCGCUGGCCCUGGUCACAGGUUGCGGGGUGUUCUCCCUGGGCUGGGGGUUCUGGAGUCAUGGCAAGGCAAGGGGGGCUCGCCCUUGGGCCCUGCGGCGGCGGCGGCCGCUGGGACCUUGUCUGAAAUCACUAGUGUGCAGAAGGCGGGCGACUCCUGCGCCCCACCCCCUGGUGACCCUCUGCCCCCGGCGGGCGUGUUCGCUCCCGUCCUUUCCCCUCGCAGGUGCGGGCAGCGGCAUCGGCCGGGCGGUCAGCGUGCGCCUGGCCAGGGAAGGAGCCACGGUGGCCGCCUGCGACCUCGAUGCAGCAGCGGCGCAGGAGACGGUGCGGCUGCUGCGCGGGCCCGGGAGCGCAGAGCGGGCAGCCCUUGGGGCCCACGCUGCCUUCCAGACGGACGUGUCUGAGACGGGCGCCGCGAAGCACCUGCUGGAGCAAGUGCAGGCUAGCUUUUCCCGGCCGCCAUCUGUCGUUGUGUCCAGUGCGGGCAUCACCCGGGACGAGUUUCUGCUUCACAUGUCUGAGGACGGCUGGGACAAAGUCCUCGCUGUCAACCUCAAGGGCACCUUUCUCGUCACGCAGGCCGCAGCCCAAGCCCUGGUGUCCAGCGGUUGUCACGGCUCCAUCAUCAACAUCAGUAGCAUCGUAGGAAAGGUGGGGAAUUUGACACAGACGAACUACGCUGCCUCCAAGGCCGGAGUGAUCGGACUGACUCAGGCAGUAGCCCUGGAGCUUGGACGCCACGGGAUCCGCUGUAACUGUGUGCUCCCAGGGUUCAUUGUGACCCCCUUGACACAGAAGGUGCCACAAAAGGUGCAGGACAAGGUGAUCAGGAUGGUCCCGAUGGGACGGAUGGGGAUCCCUGAGGAUGUGGCGGACGUGGUAGCGUUCUUGGCUUCUGAGGACAGUGGCUACAUCACAGGGGCCUCGGUAGAAGUCACUGGGGGCCUCUUCAUGUAACCACUUCAAGGACCCUGGACCCUGCUCACUCCUCCACCACCCUGCCCGCCCCGCCCCGCCGGGCCCCCUGCAGACGCAGACUCUCAGUUCCCAGGCUACAAAAGGGUGGCCGUGUAUGGCUCAGAGAAUGCUGAACAUGGGAGGCAGGGGUGCUUGUGACCCUAAUAAAUUCCAAAUCCUCUUCCCUGCCACCUCCA
Molecule: messenger RNA, 1340 nt
Organism: Echinops telfairi (small Madagascar hedgehog)
Lineage: Eukaryota; Metazoa; Chordata; Mammalia; Afrosoricida; Tenrecidae
Gene: HSD17B8
Product: hydroxysteroid 17-beta dehydrogenase 8
Exons: 8
Coding region: 1-1143 (380 amino acids)
Biological process (GO): estrogen biosynthetic process
Molecular function (GO): estradiol 17-beta-dehydrogenase [NAD(P)+] activity
Source: RefSeq, a predicted model, not a curated record